Molecule: messenger RNA, 428 nt
Organism: Camellia sinensis
Lineage: Eukaryota; Viridiplantae; Streptophyta; Magnoliopsida; Ericales; Theaceae
Source: RefSeq, a predicted model, not a curated record
AGUUGUUGGAUUGGAAUGACAUUUUGCUUAGGGUUGUUGUUGCUAUGGCAGGUGAGGAGGUUAGAAGCACAAGGUGUGCCUUCAAAGCAGGCAGAGGCAAUAACUGCUGCUAUUAUUGAAGUUUUAAAUGAUAGCUUGGAAAAUGUGGCUCACUCUUUUGUUUCAAAAGCAGAAAUGCAGAAAACUGACAUGCUUCAUGAGUCAAACCUCUCCAAGUUUAAAACUGAAGUACAAAGUUCCCAGGGAGGAAAUGACUUUGAGAUAUAUGACUCAGAGAGAACAGUGGGUCACACAGGUCAGCUUUAUAUUUCAGCUUCUUAUUGCAUUAUUAAAUACCAUGGAUUUUUCUAUUUCCAUGGCAUCUAGAGAACCAAAUGCAUCAUUAGUAUAGUGUCAUUGCAAAGAAAGCUCCAACCAGACUUGGAUGA